AACAGCUUUACGAUAUGUUGACCGUCGUUUUACGACAGGCUGGGGUUGCUUUGUGGCUGUCAACUUUGCCUGAGGUCUGAGUUGUUAGCCACGGCGUGUGUGGUAGCAGCUACGACUACCGUGGAGAAAUGAGGCAGAAGCGGAAAGGAGAUCUCAGCCCUGCUGAGUUAAUGAUGCUGACCAUAGGAGAUGUUAUUAAACAACUAAUUGAAGCCCACGAACAGGGGAAAGACAUCGAUCUAAAUAAGGUGAAAACCAGGACAGCUGCUAAAUAUGGCCUUUCAGCACAGCCCCGCCUGGUAGAUAUCAUUGCUGCAGUCCCACCUCAGUAUCGAAAGGUUUUGGUCCCCAAGUUAAAGGCAAAACCCAUCAGAACUGCCAGUGGGAUUGCUGUUGUGGCUGUGAUGUGCAAACCCCACAGAUGCCCACACAUCAGUUUUACAGGAAAUAUAUGUGUAUACUGCCCUGGUGGACCUGAUUCAGAUUUUGAAUAUUCAACCCAGUCUUAUACUGGAUAUGAGCCAACCUCCAUGCGAGCUAUCCGUGCUAGAUAUGACCCUUAUCUGCAGACAAGACACCGAAUAGAACAGUUAAAACAACUUGGUCACAGUGUGGAUAAAGUGGAGUUUAUUGUGAUGGGUGGAACGUUUAUGGCCCUUCCAGAAGAAUACAGAGAUUAUUUUAUUCGAAAUUUACAUGAUGCCUUAUCAGGACAUACCUCCAACAAUAUUUAUGAGGCAGUCAAGUAUUCUGAGAGAAGCCUCACAAAGUGUAUCGGUAUUACUAUUGAGACCAGACCAGAUUACUGUAUGAAGCGGCAUUUAGGUGACAUGCUGACCUAUGGCUGCACAAGGCUAGAGAUUGGGGUACAGAGUGUCUAUGAAGAUGUGGCCAGAGAUACCAACAGGGGCCACACUGUGAAGGCAGUCUGCGAGUCAUUUCACCUGGCCAAGGAUUCUGGUUUCAAAGUCGUGGCUCAUAUGAUGCCUGAUCUGCCAAAUGUGGGACUAGAGAGGGACAUUGAACAGUUUACAGAGUUUUUUGAGAACCCUGCUUUUCGUCCUGAUGGUUUGAAACUCUACCCUACCCUGGUGAUUCGUGGAACUGGGCUUUAUGAGCUCUGGAAAUCAGGAAGAUAUAAAAGUUAUUCUCCUAGUGACCUGAUCGAAUUGGUGGCUCGGAUCCUUGCUCUUGUGCCUCCAUGGACUCGAGUGUACCGAGUGCAGAGAGAUAUUCCAAUGCCCUUAGUCAGCUCAGGAGUAGAGCAUGGUAAUUUGAGAGAGCUGGCAUUUGCAAGAAUGAAAGACCUUGGAAUACAGUGUCGAGACGUGAGAACCAGAGAGGUUGGAAUCCAAGAAAUUCAUCACAAAGUACGGCCAUACCAGGUUGAAUUGGUAAGGAGAGAUUAUGUGGCGAAUGGUGGCUGGGAAACAUUCUUAUCAUAUGAAGACCCAGAUCAAGACAUUCUGAUUGGCCUCCUGAGAUUACGAAAAUGUUCGGAAGAAACCUUCCGUUUUGAAUUGGUUGGAGGUGUUUCCAUAGUUCGAGAGCUGCAUGUGUACGGAAGUGUAGUCCCUGUGAGCAGUCGAGAUCCUACUAAAUUUCAGCAUCAGGGAUUUGGCAUGCUUCUGAUGGAGGAGGCAGAAAGAAUAGCUAGAGAAGAACACGGAUCUGGGAAAAUAGCUGUUAUAUCAGGGGUCGGCACCAGGAAUUAUUACAGAAAGAUUGGCUACAGACUACAAGGGCCGUACAUGGUAAAGACGCUGAAAUAAUGGCCACACCGGCCCACCUUGAUGCAGUGUCCUCCCUGGCAGAAAAUAAAGAUUCAAGAUACCUUGACUACUCAGCAGAGAGGCUGAGCAAAACAAAUGGACCUACGCUGCCUCCCUGGCAAGGAGCUUCACCCUCAUCCUGCAGCUGCAGAGACUGGAAACUGCGUUCAGGGCCAGGCCAGGCGCCUGCCGACCAAGCCCACCAAGCCCCUGGUGCCCAGAGCUGCUGCGUGUUCUUCAGUCAUGUAUCCAGUUUCUAAAGUCUGCAUGAAGCCUGCAGUUGAUCUACCAUGACUCAUGCACAGUGACGAAAGCAAAUUAAUCAACUCAUUUGGACACCAUAAUUCAUGAAGUAAAGCUAGCUAUUGUCAUUUGAGGAGUAAACUUGGGAGUAGGUUAUUUAUAUACUGUAGGGACAAAAAGGCUGGAACAUGAAAACUGUCAGGCUUUGAUCUCUGGCCUUUAUGUACAUUCUGGCACAAGAAAAUGAGCUCUUGUUUUAAUGGAAAUAAUUCUGAUUCCCAUGCUGAUGUUUGAAAUAACAGUGUGAUGAGGAGAGAGGAAUUGAAGUUGUAGGUUUGUGUGUGAAGCUUGAAACCAGCCUUUCUCAUGUGGGGGUCUCCCAUCUACUCUGGGCCCUUACAAACACCCUUUGUUUUGCACUUUUUCUUGUCUGUGCUCCCCCUACUCUAGACAACUGCAGAACAGCGUGGGCAGCAGCAUUUAGUUUCCCCUCUUGUGUGUCCUGAGCAGGCAGAGUCUGACAUGCACAUGCCUGAGCUUGUGUGGCCCUAAGUCAAGGUUCGCUUCCACAGAAGCAGUUUCCUGCAUUAUGAUUCUUUAAGAGGGACUUUGGCUUGUUUUAAAUGAAAAAAGAUAAGAGUUCAACUCCUAUCAAAGCAAAAAAGUGGAAAAUCCACUUUCUGCAUUUGGCCCAAAUCCAAAAAUAGGAAAAAGAUUGGCUUUUUCAAAGGUUUGUAUUCAGGAACUCCUCUUUGUAACUUCCAGGUAAGCUGCAGAAGAGACUCAGCCUGGAGAGGGCCAAUUCUUAAGAGCAUGGCUUAAACCUGUACCCCCUGGCUUCUGUGGCAUUUUACAAAGGUUUCUUAAAUGGAAUUGAUUCCCCUGAAAAAUAAAAUCUUCAACAUAUAGAGAA
Molecule: messenger RNA, 2928 nt
Organism: Acinonyx jubatus (cheetah)
Lineage: Eukaryota; Metazoa; Chordata; Mammalia; Carnivora; Felidae
Gene: ELP3
Product: elongator acetyltransferase complex subunit 3
Exons: 15
Coding region: 129-1772 (547 amino acids)
Biological process (GO): tRNA wobble base 5-methoxycarbonylmethyl-2-thiouridinylation
Cellular component (GO): elongator holoenzyme complex; cytoplasm; nucleus
Molecular function (GO): acyltransferase activity, transferring groups other than amino-acyl groups; iron-sulfur cluster binding
Source: RefSeq, a predicted model, not a curated record